Molecule: messenger RNA, 1119 nt
Organism: Candida albicans SC5314
Lineage: Eukaryota; Fungi; Ascomycota; Pichiomycetes; Serinales; Debaryomycetaceae
Gene: FPG1
Product: Fpg1p
Exons: 2
Coding region: 1-1119 (372 amino acids)
Biological process (GO): base-excision repair
Cellular component (GO): nucleus
Molecular function (GO): damaged DNA binding; DNA N-glycosylase activity; zinc ion binding
Source: RefSeq, a predicted model, not a curated record
AUGCCAGAGGUUGCAGAAGUUUCACAUGUGUGUGCGUUGUUAAAACGAAACAUUUUGGGCUUUCGAAUCACGAAAGUGAAUUUGUUACAUGAUCCAUUGCUAUUCCCUGUGCUUAAAAAUACGAAUGAUGCUGAAAAAGAAUUGAAUAAGAUGAGAAAAGUCUUAACAAAUGCAGUUGUUACUUCAGUGGGUCGUCAUGGCAAGUAUUUUUGGAUUAGACUAAACAACCACAAUACAACUAACGUCUUGCUUAUGCAUUUCGGAAUGACUGGAAUGAUCAAGUUACGAAAUGUUCACUCGCAUUUAGCAUUUAUGGAAAAUGGCGGUGAUAAAAAGGCUUUGGAGAAGCUAGAGAGGUUUAGAUAUAAAGACAGUAGAAUUAAACCAGACGUCGAAGUCAAGCAAGAGUGGCCCCCAAGGUUUACAAAGUUUAAUAUGGAAUUGGAAAACAAUGACAAAAAACUAGAGUUUGCAUUUUCCGAUCCAAGAAGAUUAGCCAGGGUUCGACUACUCUCUGGUUUGGAAGUAAGCACUGACGAGAGUUUGUUGAAAUUGAGUCCUUUGAAUGCCCUAGGUCCCGAUUACAGUAAGCCUGAAGUACCGCCAAAAGAACUGGAACCCUUUGUAUUUGGAGAUCCUGAUUCAGAUAACCAUGGUCGUGCCAGAUUGUCUAUUGAUGAGUUUAGUGCUCUUAUCUUGUCGAAAAAGAAACCAAUAAAGAGUCUCCUUUUGGAUCAGACCUACUUUGCUGGGGUUGGAAAUUGGGUGGCUGAUGAAGUUUUAUUUCAAGCUCACAUUCAUCCAAAUGAAAUACUUUCAAGUAAAAUCUCUAAAGAUUUGGAGUAUGUGCAUCCUGUUAUACAGCAGUUGUAUGAUUCAUUAAUCUAUGUGUGUGAGGAAGCUGUUCGAGUUGAAGGUGAUGUGGCAAAGUUUCCGGACGACUGGUUAAUGUUGCAUCGAUGGGGAAAAGGUAGAAAAGAAAAAAGAAAAACACCAAAUGGGUAUAUUUUAGACCACAUUACAGUUGGGGGGAGAACAAGUUGUUAUUGUCCAGAGUUACAGAGGCUAAUAAAAGUAGAGACAGCAACAACAACUAAACGAAGAAAAGUCAAAAGAUAG